Molecule: messenger RNA, 3100 nt
Organism: Jaculus jaculus (lesser Egyptian jerboa)
Lineage: Eukaryota; Metazoa; Chordata; Mammalia; Rodentia; Dipodidae
Gene: Orc2
Product: origin recognition complex subunit 2
Exons: 19
Coding region: 322-2058 (578 amino acids)
Biological process (GO): DNA replication
Cellular component (GO): nucleus; nuclear origin of replication recognition complex
Molecular function (GO): DNA replication origin binding
Source: RefSeq, a predicted model, not a curated record
AGCUGGCCUCGGGGGUCCCGGCGCGUCGCAGCCUGGUACGGUGUGUGAGAACGUGUCCUCUUCCCCGGGGAACCCCGACUGAGCAGAGCGGCCGGCCGCAGCCGUGAGACGCCCGGCGUUGCGCCGUGGUGCUCGGGGGUGCUGUCGGUCGGCCUCGCUUCUCCGCGAGCUCCGGGCUCGUGAGUGAGCUCUGGGAAGAACUAAAUUAUUAACAUUCAAGCCAGGCAUCCUUGGUGGCUCACACCUUUAAUCCCAGCACUCAGGAGGCUGAGGUGACUCUGAAUUUUCCUGCAGAAUGAAUAUCCUCUCAAAAGGUUGGCCAUGAUGAGUAAACUGCAGCUAAAGGAAGAAAAGAUGCUGGAGGUUCAAUUUGUGGGAGAUGAUGAUGUUCUUAAUCAUAUUCUUGAUAGAGAAGGAGGGGCUAAAUUAAAGAAGGAGAGAGCUCAGAUUUUGGUUAAUCCCAAGAAAAUAAUAAAGAAGCCAGAAGAAUUGGAGGAAAGUGAACAGGAAGUCUUGAAGGAUCAAAACUAUGUGGAAGUUUUGGGAAGAAGUAUUCAAGAAUCCCUAAACAAUGGCUCUGCUGCAGAUGGUGGAAAUAAAGUUUAUUCUUUUCAAAGUAAAAAGCACCCUGCAAAGAUGGCUAAAUUAGCUUCGGAACUGGCAAAAACACCAAAAAAAAGUAUUCUAUUUGAUUUGAAGACUGAUCCAGUAAUGAUGACAAACAUUACUCAAAAAAACAAGGGAAGUUCUGCUUCAGAUAAAGUUCAGCAGAAGAACAGUGACACAAGAGAACUUCCAUCAACUCCACCUCGUAGUCUACGGAAAAGAUUAGUAGCGCCAAAGUCUCAUUCUGACAGUGAAAGUGAAUAUUCUGCUUCUAACUCAGAGGAUGAUGAAGGGCUUACAAAUGAGUAUGAAGAAGGCACUAAUAAUGCAGGCAUGGUCAGCCAAAAGAUUCAAGCUCAGGAUAGAGUGCUCUCAGCUUCUGUUUGCAAAGGGACACCUCCCAAGAAAACGAAAAGAGACAAAACAAGUGACUUAGUAGAAGAAUAUUUCGAGGCUCAUAGCAGUUCCAGAGUUUUAACCUCUGACAGAACACUGCAGAAGCUAAAAAGAGCUAAACUGGAUCAGCAAACUCUACGUAACUUAUUGAGCAAGUUCUCACCUUCAUUUUCUGCUGAAAUUAAACAAUUAAAUCAACAAUAUGAAAAAUUAUUUCAUAAAUGGAUGCUACAGUUACACCUUGGAUUCAACAUUGUACUUUAUGGUUUGGGUUCUAAGAGAGAUUUACUAGAAAGGUUUCGAACUGCUAUGCUCCAAGAUUCUGUUCACGUUGUCAUCAAUGGCUUCUUUCCUGGAAUCAACGUGAAAUCAAUCCUGAAUUCUAUAACUGAAGAAGUUCUCAAUCAUACCGGUACUUUCCGAAGUGUACUGGAUCAGCUAGACUGGAUAAUGAACAAAUUUAAAGAAGAUUCCUCUUUACAACUCUUCCUCCUUAUCCACAAUUUGGAUAGCCAAAUGUUGAGAGGAGACAAUAGUCAGCAAAUUCUUGGACAGUUGUCAUCUUUGCAUAACGUGUACCUUAUAGCAUCUAUUGAUCACCUCAAUGCUCCUCUUAUGUGGGAUCAUGCAAAGCAGAGUCUUUAUAAUUGGCUCUGGUAUGAAACUACUACAUAUAAUCCUUAUACUGAAGAAACCUCCUACGAGAAUUCUCUCCUGGUUAAACAGUCUGGAUCUUUGCCACUUAGUUCUCUGAUUCAUGUCAUACGAAGCCUUACUCCUAAUGCAAGGGGGAUUUUCAGGAUACUAAUAAAGUACCAACUGGAUAACCAAGAUAACCCCUCCUACAUGGGACUUUCUUUUCAAGAUUUUUACCAGCAAUGUCGGGAAGCAUUCCUUGUCAAUAGUGAUCUAACACUUCGAGCCCAGUUAACUGAAUUUAGGGACCACAAACUUAUAAGAACAAAGAAGGGAACUGAUGGAGUGGAGUAUUUAUUAAUUCCUGUUGACAACGGAACAUUGACUGACUUCUUGGAAAAGGAAGAGGAGGAGGCAUAAGCUGUCCUUACUCUUGAACUUGAUGUUGAAGGGUGAAUGUACCCCGGCUACCACUCCUCUAGACAAGUGUUGUGUUUACAUCCAACAUUAGAUUGUUUUCCAGCAUACAAGAUUUAAUAUUGGAGGGGUAUGUCAUCAAUUAGAACUUCUGAUUAGCCUGGCUGGUGUACUAUGUCUAAUACUAUGCAGUGGUCAUCGAGUUGGAAAAUAUGUGCCUUUACUUCAUUACCUCUCUGGAGACCUUGCUGGGAUGAACAGUGUGCUCAGGGAUAAUUUGGAACUGGAUGCUUUUGAAUUAUUUUGUACAAGAUGCUAUUCCUAGUUUUUGAGGGCCCUUUAACACUCGCAGAGCUAAUUGAUUGCAAAGGUGCUGUGGCAGAGUCUGACAGUACACCGAUGGGAAUCACACAAAUGUGUUCUUUCUGUGGGCUGGAACUUAGGAACAGAGAAGGCAGAUCAUCUCUUGUCGUUUCAGAAAUAUCACGCAGAUGCAGAUGGAAUAUUGAGCCAUCAGCUUUCCCUUUGUGGAGUUAGGUUACUUUGUGGGAGAGGAAGGGUACUCAAGCGGGAGGAGUAUGAGGAGUAUGUAGGGCACAAUGCCCAAUGUAGGAAGCACAUGAACUUGGGACUGUGAUAUUUGAAAGUUAAUGUCUAUACCAUGACUUUGAUUUUCGUGGUACAAGAAGCCAGGCUAAGAAAAUCCUGAAUUGCAUUUUAGUAUUUGUUUUCAGAACAAUAUAAAAUUAAGGACACUUCAUACAUAUUGACAUUUUUCUUUCCUUGAAUAAUAUACAAGUACAUAGCAUUGUAAUGGUUGCCUGAAAAAUCCUGAUUUCUCUUUUAAGCAGACAAAACUCACCAUAAAAAUAUUUUUUCUUAAAGAGAUUAUUUUAAGCAUCCUAAAUAGUUCUGUGAGCCUUUUUUCUUAGGAAAGAUAAAAAGGCUAAACUUGGCCAUUGUUGUCAGCUUCCAUUCUUCACAUACAUCCUGAAAUACUUCACAUUUGGAAAUGAAAUCCUUUAUUAAAAAAUCACUAAUAAAA